This is a messenger RNA of Caenorhabditis remanei, 2103 nucleotides long. RefSeq lists its product as uncharacterized. Gene Ontology annotation, biological process: microtubule cytoskeleton organization; protein phosphorylation; intracellular signal transduction. The record is from RefSeq and is a predicted model, not a curated record. The coding region runs from base 1 to 2103 and encodes 700 amino acids. Lineage: Eukaryota; Metazoa; Nematoda; Chromadorea; Rhabditida; Rhabditidae. Gene Ontology annotation, cellular component: cytoplasm. Gene Ontology annotation, molecular function: ATP binding; protein serine/threonine kinase activity; tau-protein kinase activity. The transcript is spliced from 11 exons.
AUGAGCAAGUAUGAAGUGCUCCAAGGGUUUUACGCCGUUCAUGACGAAUUAGGAUCGGGAGGAUUCGGAAAAGUGCGAUUAGCAACACAUCUACUGACGAACCAAAAAGUUGCCAUCAAAAUAAUAGACAAGAAGCAGUUGGGACAUGAUUUGCCUCGAGUUCAAACUGAAAUGGAUGCUCUUCGGAACCUCUCCCAUCAGAACAUUUGUCGUCUUUACCACUAUAUAGAGACAGAGGACAAGUUCUUCAUUAUUAUGGAGUACUGCAGUGGUGGUGAAAUGUUCGAUUAUAUUGUGCGGAAAGAGCGUCUUGAAGAGUCGGAAGCUCGUCAUUUCUUCCGUCAACUCGUCAGUGCCAUCGCAUUUGUUCAUUCACAAGGCUAUGCUCAUCGUGAUUUGAAACCAGAAAAUCUCCUACUCACAGAAGAUCUUCAUUUGAAAUUAAUUGAUUUCGGGUUAUGUGCAAAAACAGAAAAGGGUCGAAUUGACAAACAUCAUCUUGAUACGUGUUGUGGGUCCCCUGCAUAUGCCGCUCCCGAAUUAAUACAAGGACUACCUUAUAAAGGAAACGAAGCAGAUGUAUGGUCUAUGGGAAUCCUGUUGUACACACUCCUUGUCGGAGCACUGCCUUUCGAAGAUGAUAAUAUGCAAAUUAUGUACAAAAAGAUUCAGUCCGGGUGUUUUUACGAGCCUGAUUUCCUGUCUCCAUUGAGCCGACAACUUCUCCGUUCCAUGCUGCAAGUGGUUCCAGAACGAAGAAUAUCAAUCAAAAAGCUGCUGGAACAUGAUUGGCUUAAUCUCAAGUACACGCAGCCCGUGAAAUGGAACACAAUAUAUGAUAAAAAUUUCAUCGAUCGCGACGUGGCUCGAGUCAUGUCAAAGUACUACGGACUCGAAACAACAGAUCAAAUGAUAGAGAAGAUUAAAGAAUGGAACUUUGACUACAUGACAUCGACAUAUUAUGCGCUGCUUCAUCGCAAAAGGAAUUAUCAAGAAAUUGUACUACCAAUGACAAGAAAUCCAAAUAAUACGGCACCAGUGAAUGUUCAAAACAUUCUUUGCUCACCGACAAUUCAUGCUUCUCUCGAUAACAAUCUCGACAAAUCUGGCCUGGAAGAUGAAGACUCUGGUUCUGAUCCAUCAAGCAUUUCCUCAUCUGACAUUUCAGCAAAAAUGAAAAAGAGUUGUAAUAUCACCGAAAACUCUUCCAAAUUCGCAAAACCUUUAUCUCCCGAAAGAGAAAAGAAGAUGUCUUAUGUGAAUGCAAUGCUCACAAUGCCUUCUCAAUUCACCGGAAGAUCGCCUGUUCCUAUUCGUAUUCCAGAAUCUCCAGUUUCCGUCAGGAGUAGUGAUUCCGCCAGUCUUGGAUCGGCGACGCCAUGCCGUGGAACGAACAGAGAUGUCGACAAAGAGAACACUGCAAGCAAAAACUAUCGUAUGGGAGCAUCCACAUGCAAGGGCCGUGGACCGCUCAAAAUAACAGGAUUAGAAGAUGGAACGCUCCGAAGUGUCUACACGACUCCAAACAGACCAACAUUACGUGGACUUUUCAGCCCUGGAAACUCUGAUUCAUCUCAUAAAAAUCGGCAAAGAGCACGAUCAUCGGAUCGAGCUAGCAUCGGAGCUUCUGCAGGAUCCCCGAUUUCUAUUGGAAGCGCUAAUAGUGGUAAUGCUGAUGGUCGAACUCCGAGAAGUCGUACGAAAACGAAUCGACUUCCACAGCGUGUGUUCACCUCGUUGGAAAGAAAAAAGGAGAAACUGAUUACUCUCUUGACGCCACGAAAAAUGCAACGAGAUUCUCCGCAAGUGUUGAAAGAUGUCAAAAAUAUGGUGAACGUGUCAAUGACAGCGUGGCAGGAUCCAGAAGAAGUCAGAAAUAUGUUGAAGGGAGUAUUCGAUUCAGAGAAGAUGCGAUACGAAUUGAAUGGAUGGAAGUUCCUCGCAACGAAAGAAACGUGCCAUGGGUGGAUGACAGUCGAAUUGGAAAUCGUACGCUUGCAGAUGUUCGAUAAAAUCGGAAUUCGUCGUAAGCGACUGAAGGGAGAUGCAUUCAUGUACAAGAAGGUCUGUGAGCAUAUUCUCAAUAUGGCGAAGAUCGAUUAA